This is a messenger RNA of Gadus macrocephalus (Pacific cod), 2275 nucleotides long. Its product is annotated as mitochondrial glutamate carrier 1-like. Lineage: Eukaryota; Metazoa; Chordata; Actinopteri; Gadiformes; Gadidae. The coding region runs from base 24 to 1097 and encodes 357 amino acids. The record is from RefSeq and is a predicted model, not a curated record. Gene Ontology annotation, molecular function: L-glutamate transmembrane transporter activity; L-aspartate transmembrane transporter activity. The transcript is spliced from 10 exons. Gene Ontology annotation, biological process: L-glutamate transmembrane transport; aspartate transmembrane transport; malate-aspartate shuttle.
UAGGAAAGCUGUCGCUACAAUAAAUGUCUCCCAGGGACUCUCAGUGUGCUCUUCCCCACCUGCCUCCACCAUUCGACAAAUUACCACCUUUAACAGAAACAAUGGCCCAGCAUCAACGGAUCAGCCUACCAGCCAAGCUGAUCAAUGGAGGCAUUGCAGGCAUGGUGGGGGUCACCUGUGUGUUCCCGAUUGACCUGGCCAAGACGCGCCUGCAGAACCAGCGCAGUGGCCAGCAGGUCUACAAAAACAUGUUGGACUGCCUGAUAAAGACGGUGAAAUCUGAAGGGUACUUUGGCAUGUACAGAGGAGCCGCCGUGAACCUCACGCUGGUCACCCCUGAGAAGGCCAUCAAACUUGCUGCUAAUGACUUUUUCCGCCACCAACUAAGCAAAGAUGGUGGCAGGCUAACAGUGUUGAAGGAGAUGCUGUCCGGCUGUGGUGCAGGAAUGUGCCAGGUUAUCAUCACCACACCGAUGGAGAUGCUUAAGAUCCAAUUGCAGGAUGCAGGCAGGCUAGCGGCUCAGCAGAGGCUGAUCCCCAGCAUGGCGCCUGCUCUGAAGCUUGGAGCAGUGCUCAGCCGCUCCUACAACACCAACCCGGCGCCUCACGUGGUCCGCGUGUCCGCCAUGCAGAUCACCAGGGAGCUGCUCCAGACCAAGGGGGUCCCGGGCCUCUACAGAGGUCUGGGGGCCACUCUGAUGAGGGACAUGCCGUUCUCGAUGGUGUAUUUCCCCCUUUUUGCCCAUCUGCACCAGCUCGGACGCCACUCGCCUGAAGACCCCGCCGUGCCGUUCUAUUGGUCGUUUGUGUCCGGAUGCUUAGCCGGUUCCAUCGCUGCCGUGACUGUCAGCCCAUGCGAUGUGGUCAAGACAAGGCUCCAGUCCCUCAAGAAAGGAGCGAACGAAGAAACCUACAACGGAGUAGUGGACUGCAUCAGAAAAAUCCUGAGGAAGGAGGGCCCCGGGGCCUUCCUGAAGGGGGCCAGCUGCCGGGCGCUAGUCAUCGCCCCUCUCUUCGGCAUAGCCCAGGUGGUCUACUUUGUCGGGGUGGGAGAGUUCCUUCUGGGGUACACACCUCAGAGCAUCUGCUCUUCGUGAGCCUUUCUUCUCUACCUCCUCGGCAGGUUGGCAGGCAGCUAUGCAACGGGACUAGCUGUGGGCCCAGCUAACGUUACUUUACGUUUGCUCCUUUUUGUUUCCUACCUUAUUAUUGUACAAGGCUAUUUGUGCUGAAGGGGUCUCCGUGGUACACGUCUAAGGUGAAGAAUGGCUUCAAACCCGUGCUCCUGUAGCAGGACACGCCAUGUUGUUUAGCCCUUUGUUUUGCAGGAACUUGCAAGUUACAUUUGUUUGGGGAGCUUAUUGUAAGGAAUGAAUCAUUGUUAAUUCCUUAUGUACACAGUUUUCCCUCAAUGAGGGAUUGUAUUGUCCAGCUUUUCCCAAAUGUUCCUUGUUGUCAGGAUGAAUAAACUGUGGCUUGUGGUGCUCGGUUUAGCUCCUUACUGCAAAUAUAAUCCAUAUCUAUUACCCCUGCUGUGUAAUGACAUCCUGUGUAGUCUUCGAGAAAAUCUAAUUUAGUCACCACUACAAGGUGGGGUGUCAAUAGAAAGAUGGAGGAAGUAUGCAAUGGGUUGUUAUUAUUAAAUAUAAGCAGAGGUGGCAUAAAAGUUCUUAAAUCCCCAAUCCUGUUUUAAAGGGUUACUGUAUGAAUGAAUGUCAAUUUAGCCUAUCGUUUAUAUGUACAUAGUGGGCUUUUUUUAUAAAGUAAAAAUACUUGACAAAACAAAAAAUUCUCGGUUAUGAAAAGUCAGAAGAAGGUGUAUUGUCUCUAUAGCGGUAAUAACAGGUCCAGUCAAAUAACGGACUAGUAAGAUCUUUUGACCAAACUGGACCCUAUCGUGUGGAAUUUUGUUAGAACAUACUUGAAGUCCUUGAAAAUUAUUAUGAGAUUAUUCCCAAUUCAUGCAAAGAAUAGUAGGGAAACAGUGUAAUUUCUAUGUAGACUUAAUUAGGCUGUACUUGUUGGGACCUGUUUCACUAAGGAGGGUUAAGUAAAUGUUUAUUCAGUUAUUCAGUAUUUGUGUAUUCCAAUUCCCGGAACACAUAAAACAGUUAGAUGGUUCUGCUCAAUGAUUUUAUACAUCCUAGGCAUCGUUCUUAAGCAUUGGUCUUUAUAAAACUGGUGUAGAUUUUGAUGACAUUUUUAACCAUAGGGUUCUUGGGUUUGUGCUCCACUGUCUAAACUGGCGGAAAAUAAACUUUUCAACUGGAAUUAA